AUGCCUGAAGCUGAUGUAACGUACGCUGAUGUGAAGUUCACCAGAAUCAACAGAGGAACCUUCUCUCCAUCAGACCACAGCACUUACUCCGAGGUCAAGAUUUCACCAAGAGAACCACCAGCAGAUUCUCACCAAAAUGAGUCGAGCUGGAGGUCAAAGGUCACCUCAGAGCGUGCGGCCCUGCUGGUUCUCGGUGGAGUUUUAGCCGCUGCCGUCAUCGCUCUCGGAGUCUUUGCUCAUGAUGUGAAUAGCCUCAGUCAGUCUGUCCAAAGCCUGACAGAGGACAACGAAGUUUUGAGGACAAACUUAUUAGGUAAAAGAUGUCUGGUGUUUGAAGGAGACUGGGAGCUUCAUGGAGGAAAGUGUUAUUAUUUCAACACCUAUGGACUCACCUGGCAGGAGAGCAGAUGUUUCUGCAAAGACUUUGGAGGAGACCUGGUGAAGAUCUCCAGCAGAGAGGAGCAGGAGUUUCUGGUGGGAAGAGUGAGAGACUUGAAGACAACCGAGGAUGACAAGUUCUGGAUCGGACUGACGGGGUCAGAGACUGAGUGGCUGUGGGUGGACGGAUCACCUCUGAUCAAAAGGUUUGAUGAUGACGUGGUCCUGUCGGUGUCAUUAUGCCCUAAUGUAGUUGUUCCCAACUCUGGUCCUUGA
Messenger RNA from Nematolebias whitei (Rio pearlfish), 654 nucleotides. Its product is annotated as C-type lectin domain family 1 member B-like. Gene Ontology annotation, molecular function: (1->3)-beta-D-glucan binding. The transcript has 7 exons. Bases 1 to 654 code for a protein of 217 amino acids. Gene Ontology annotation, biological process: cellular response to molecule of fungal origin. The record is from RefSeq and is a predicted model, not a curated record. Lineage: Eukaryota; Metazoa; Chordata; Actinopteri; Cyprinodontiformes; Rivulidae.